AUGACGACGCAAGACGAGACCUUCGAGCAAGAAAGUGUAUAUUCGUAUCAGACAGAUGACGAAGAAGACGAAGAAAGCCAAGCCAAGAGCUCCGUUCCGUCAUCUCCUUUAUCUCGUAACGGAUCCAGUAACGAUCCCGUUACCUGGCCUCGGAGUUAUAGACAAUCUAUGGAUAUGUUGACCGGAGUUACACCUCCGAAUAGGACAAGUUUUGUAUCUUCGUUUCGCCAGAGGCGACAAAGCUCUGCUUUCUGUUCCUUUACUUCAUCCCCAAGCAAACAGCAACUUCUCGUCGACAAUGAUGAGAUCCACAACUCUCGUGUAACAUCCAUCAAAUCAUUCAUUGCUUCUCAUCUCAAGCUAUCACUCCCUGAGGAUCUUUCUAUUCCCCAUGAAGGUCGCAGCUGCACGGUCUCUCAAUCCGUUCUCAAUGGAAUCAAUGUUCUAUGUGGAGGAGCUUUACUAACAAUGCCUUACGCAGUAAAAGAAGGAGGGUGGUUAGGGCUUGUAAUACUCUUCGCCUUUGGCAUCAUCACUUUCUACACAGGUAUUCUCCUCAAGAGAUGUCUCGAGAAUUCACCUGGGAUCCACACUUACCCUGACAUCGGUCAAGCGGCUUUCGGCACCACUGGACGCAUCCUCGCCUCUAUACUUCUCUAUGUGGAGUUAUAUGCAACUUGUGUGGAAUACAUAAUCAUGAUGAGUGAUAAUCUAGCAGGGAUGUUUCCAAACACCUCCUUCUACGUCAACGGAGUGUCUCUAGACGCUAAUCAAGUUUUCGCCAUUAGCGCGACUCUUAUUGUUCUUCCGACUGUCUGGCUCAGGGACCUUAGCUUAUUGUCCUAUCUCUCAGCCGGGGGUGUCUUCUCUUCAAUACUGCUUGCACUUUGCCUCUUUUGGGCUGGAACAGUCGACAAUAUUGGAUUUCACCUGAGCGGGAAAGCUCUCGAUUUAACUAACUUACCAUUCGCAAUCGGAAUUUACGGGUUCGGUUUUGGGAGUCACUCUGUUUUCCCAAACAUUUACUCAUCCAUGAAAGAACCUUCCAAGUUUCCUAUGGUUCUUCUCGCCAGUUUCGGUUUUUGCACGGUGUUUUACAUCUCUGUAGCAGUUUGUGGAUACAGCAUGUUUGGUGACGCGAUUCAAUCCCAGUUCACACUCAACAUCCCUCAACAUUUCACCUCAUCGAAAAUUGCAGCCUGGACAGCGCUCGUUACGCCAAUGACGAAAUACGCUUUAACGAUCGCUCCAGUCGUUCUGAGCCUAGAAGAGCUUAUACCGUCUUCGUCGAGAACUAUGAGAUCCAAAGGAGCCUCUACGGUUUUCAGAACCAUCUUAGUUCUCUCUACGUUGGUCGUUGCACUCACAGUUCCAUUCUUCGCUACUGUCGCGGCUCUGAUUGGAUCUUUCAUCGCAAUGCUUAUCGCGUUGAUAUUCCCUUGCCUAUGUUAUCUCAGCAUUAUGAAGGGUAGAUUAACUAACUUCCAAAUCGGAGUUUGUAUUUUCGUCAUAAUCGUCGGCGUUGUCAGCAGUUGCUGCGGGACUUACGCUGCGAUCGCCAGAUCGAGAAAACAGAGGAAGAUGAAACUCGACGAAGAAUUCUUACACGACAGAGACCAUUCGUUUCUGACAGAUGACGAGGAAAAUCAAGCAGAGCUUGCUUGUUCCGACGAUGAACACGACGGAAACGGUGCCGGUCGGAGAGGAGGUUCGAAUUCCGAUUCCUCCUCUCCACUAUCUCGAAACCGUUCCGAUAACAAUCUCUCGGAUGUCUCAAAUACUCCAUGGCCACAAAGUUAUCGGCAAUCAAUGGAUUUGUUGACCGGAAUGACUCCACCUUCGUUGAGUUUCAUGCCUCGAAGCGGUUCCCGGAGAAAUGCCUCUUCCUUCCACAAGAGACAACAAUCUUCAUUUUGCGAUUCGUUUUCUUCUUCCUCAAGCAAACCUCUCCUCUCUCAACCAAUCUCCGACAAAGAAGAGACUAUAUUACCUGUCAAGCCCCCCAAUUUUCCAUCUCAGCUGAAGCUAUCCGUCACCGAUCUUCCUUUACCAGAUUCUAAUCUCUGCUCCUUCUCUCAAUCCGUCCUCAACGGAACCAAUGUUCUGUGUGGACUAGGGUUAAUAACAAUGCCUUAUGCUAUAAAAGAAAGUGGAUGGCUUGGUUUGGUCAUACUCGUGCUCUUUGGAGUCAUCACUUGCUACACAGGUGUUCUCAUGAAGAGAUGUCUAGAAAGCUCUCCUGGUCUUCAAACUUACCCUGAUAUCGGUCAAGCCGCCUUUGGUAUCACCGGUCGCUUUGUCAUCUCCAUCCUUCUCUACGUGGAGUUGUACGCAGCUUGUGUGGAAUACAUAAUCAUGAUGAGCGAUAAUUUAUCAGGACUAUUCCCAAACGUUUCACUGAGCAUUGCUGCAGGGAUUUCUCUAGACUCGGCUCAGAUCUUUGCAAUCUUAACAACUCUUCUUGUUCUUCCGACAGUCUGGCUUAAAGAUCUUAGUUUGCUUUCUUAUCUUUCAGUUGGAGGAGUCUUGGCUUCGAUCUUGCUCGGUCUCUGCCUCUUCUGGGUAGGUGUGGUCGAUGGAAUCGGGUUUCACUCAACAGGAAGACUUUUGGAUCUCAGUAACUUGCCUGUUACGAUAGGGAUAUUUGGGUUUGGUUACUCAGGUCAUUCUGUUUUUCCAAACAUAUAUUCUUCCAUGAAAGAUCCUUCAAAGUUUCCUCUUGUCUUAAUCAUCUGCUUUAGUUUCUGUACGGUCUUAUACAUAGCAGUAGCAACCUGCGGUUACACCAUGUUUGGCGAAGUUGUCCAAUCACAAUUCACGUUAAACAUGCCUAAACACUUCCUAUCAUCUAAAAUUGCGGUUUGGACAGCGGUCGUUACACCGAUGACAAAAUACGCGUUAACAAUCACCCCAAUUGUUUUGAGUCUCGAAGAACUCAUUCCAACGGCUAAGAUGAGAUCGCAUGGUGUAUCGAUAGUCUUCCGAACAAUCCUUGUUACCUCAACCUUAGUCGUGGCUCUUUCCGUUCCUUUCUUCGCGAUUGUGGCUGCACUAAUCGGAUCGUUCCUUGCAAUGCUUGUGGCUCUUAUCAUUCCAUGCCUAUGUUAUCUCAGUAUCCUCAAGGGUAAAUUAAAUAACACACAAAUCGGAUUAUGCGUGUUCAUUAUAAUCUUCGGGGUGGUGAGUGGUUGUUGUGGUACUUACUCGGCUAUCUCAAGAUUAGCCAACCAAUUGACAUGA
Molecule: messenger RNA, 3240 nt
Organism: Microthlaspi erraticum
Lineage: Eukaryota; Viridiplantae; Streptophyta; Magnoliopsida; Brassicales; Brassicaceae
Source: the annotation of a GenBank genome assembly